Molecule: messenger RNA, 1298 nt
Organism: Monodelphis domestica (gray short-tailed opossum)
Lineage: Eukaryota; Metazoa; Chordata; Mammalia; Didelphimorphia; Didelphidae
Product: olfactory receptor 51L1-like
Biological process (GO): G protein-coupled receptor signaling pathway
Cellular component (GO): plasma membrane
Molecular function (GO): olfactory receptor activity; G protein-coupled receptor activity
Source: RefSeq, a predicted model, not a curated record
AUCCAGGCAUAUAGUAAAGUACUCACUCUAAGUUCUAACAUAUUUUUCAUUUUUAAGGGGAUAGGAUGUGACUUUGUGGGGGUAUUUCCAUGGCCGACUUCAAUGCCAGUAGCAUCCCUUCUUCUACAUUCUAUCUUACUGGAAUUCCUGGUUUUGAGACAAUACAUCACUGGAUCUCUAUCCCCUUCUGCAUCCUCUACUUUAUUGGAAUAACAGGUAACUGCACCAUCCUUCAUGCUAUCUGGACUGACCCAAGCCUCCAUGAACCUAUGUACUAUUUUUUGGCCAUGUUGUCCUUUUCAGACAUGGGCAUGUGCCUUCCUACCCUUACAUCUGUUCUCCGAGUGUUGUGGUCCAUUUCUAGGGAGAUUGAAUUCAACACUUGUGUGACCCAGAUGUUUUUCAUUCAUGCCUUCUCCUUCACAGGAUCAGGAGUUCUCCUAGCAAUGGCCUUUGAUCGCUAUGUAGCUAUCUGCCAUCCCCUAAGGUAUGCCACCAUCCUUACUCCACAACGUAUUGCUAGAAUUGGAAUAUUUGCUUUUCUUCGGAGCUCCCUCCCUGUCAUUCCAUUGAUGAUUCGGCUGGCAUACCUCCCAUUUUGUCAUUCCCAUGUCCUUUCUCAUUCUUACUGUCUGCAUCAGGAUAUAAUACGCCUGGUUUGUGCAGACACCAAAUUCAACUUUAUCUAUGGGUUACUUCUGGUCACUCUAUUUUGGGGAUUAGAUUCUCUGGGCAUCUUGGUGUCUUACAUCCUCAUCCUUCACUCUGUGUUGAGCAUUGCCUCCUGGGAGGAGAGGCUAAAGGCCCUGAACACAUGUGCUUCCCACAUCUGUGCUGUUCUCAUCCUCUACGUGCCCAUGAUUGGCCUCUCCAUUGUUCACCGUUUUGCCAAGCAUGCCUCUCCCCUUGUGCAUGUCCUCAUGGCUGACAUAUACCUACUAGUGCCUCCUGUUCUCAAUCCCAUCAUCUACAGUGUGAAAAAUAAGAAAAUUCGUAGGGGGAUCCUUCACCUGAUCACCCACAAGAGAAUCCACUCAACCUUGAGGUAAAGGCUAAGAGAUAAUCCAAUGAAACGUGUCAUAGUGAUAAUCUGAGAAGAACACUGGAAAGUAUAGAAGUUUCAUGAGUAUCAGUCAUCCCAGCUCCUCAUGUAUGCAAAGAUACUCAUGCAAUUUACAGAAAAUCAUACAUGCAUAAACAAUUACUUAUAUGGUAUAUGUAAGAAGUAAACUAAAUAGAAAUAAUAGUAAAGAAAUGUAAGAAUAAAGUCACCAUCUAGAAUCAUUCAGAUAGUCUUA